Molecule: messenger RNA, 829 nt
Organism: Aegilops tauschii subsp. strangulata
Lineage: Eukaryota; Viridiplantae; Streptophyta; Magnoliopsida; Poales; Poaceae
Source: RefSeq, a predicted model, not a curated record
GCUCUGCGCCGCCUCGCCCCUCUCUCACCACGCCGCAAAUCUGGAUCGACGGCGACGAGCGACGCCGCGUUUCCUCGCCACGCCGACAGUGACGGGCGGCGCGACCGUUCCUCACCACACCGGACGCAGACGGAUGCGCCUCCCCUGGUUUCUCGCGGAACGUGAUGAGCCGGAGCAGUGAGGAUGAAGCAAGAAAAGUGCAACGGAAGAGUGCCAAGAAGCGAAAAGGUCAAGCUUCUUCGAGGUCGAGGUCGAUGGUUUGGACCUUCUUUCAUAAGGUAAAGGUGCCAUCGAAAGAAGGUUUGAUGGCGUUGAAGGCACAACGUAAUUAUUGGUGUGCAGUGCUAGUUAUACCAAAGGUUCUCACGAGGACUUCAAUGUGGUGGAGAGGGAUGAAGAUGAGGAGGACGAUGUUAAGAAUAUCAAGUUGCCCAAGAUUGUUGAUGUGGGGGAUAACAACAAUUGACAUUCGUCAUGUGGGUGUUGCUCUUGCUGUUUUGAAGAUGGAUGUCUACAUGAUCUUGUCACGUGGAUUGUUCAGGUCAAUGUGAUCGUCUUGUGCCAUUUCUUUUGUUGUGAUGAGCUUCGAGUUAUGUGUUUGUUGUGAUGAACUAUGGAUCUUCAAUGAUGUUGUGAUGAACCAUGCACUUUCAAUGACGUUGUUGUGAAUUUGUGAUGAACUAUGGACUUUGUAUUAUGUGGUUUUCACUAGUCAAUGUUUGGCUGUCAACAUUUUCUCAUUUUUUAUGUCAAAGUGUUGAGUGUUAUGCUAUACAAAAUUUCUUUGUUUGGCUGUCAAUAUUUGAUGUUUUGUUGUGUAAAGUUCAAA